Messenger RNA from Fundulus heteroclitus (mummichog), 1284 nucleotides. Its product is annotated as polymeric immunoglobulin receptor-like. Bases 224 to 1129 code for a protein of 301 amino acids. Lineage: Eukaryota; Metazoa; Chordata; Actinopteri; Cyprinodontiformes; Fundulidae. Gene Ontology annotation, biological process: negative regulation of T cell proliferation; T cell costimulation; cellular response to lipopolysaccharide. The record is from RefSeq and is a predicted model, not a curated record. The transcript is spliced from 6 exons. Gene Ontology annotation, cellular component: external side of plasma membrane.
ACUAGAGGCAGUGACUUAAUGGUUUUGCUCAUUGACUCAUUAUAGAAGAAACCUGGUGGUACAGAGACUGAGGAGUUUAAUGGUCAUGACUCUCAUGGAGCUGCAGGUGAAGAAGAAGGAAAACUGAAUUUAAACCUGCAGUGAACACAGAUCUCCUUCAGAGCCAUCAGACAAGCUGAAUUCAGAAGUUUCCAUCUGAAGGAGCUGCGGUUGAAGGGAGAAGAUGAUCUGCAGGAUCCUGCUGCUCAUCAUCCUCAACUCAUGUCUCUGUGCAACAUUUGUAGUGAAUGUGACACAGAGCUCCUAUCAGGCAGAGGAGAACCACAGCAUCACUCUGGAGUGGACCUUCACCACCACACCUGAUCGAUCCUGGAGAUAUCUGUUCAUCCUCUGUCAACUCUUAGCUUCUGACAAAGGAAUAAUCCUGUAUCAGGUCCAUGAUGGUGUCGAGGUGUCAGAGUCUCAGGAUGAACAGUUUUCAGGACGAGUCCAGAGUGACAAAGACGUCCUCAGAGAAGGACGAAUCAGACUCCAUGUGUCCAGACUGAGGACUGAAGACUCUGGUCUGUAUCUGUGUGAUGUGGAGACUAAUGAUGGUUCUGGUUCUGGAUCCCUUCAACUGAGCAUAUCUGUUCAGAAAAACAUCGCAGCUGUACCUGGAAAGAACGUCUCUCUGCCAUGUCAAAUCCCCAACAAGAAACCUGAUGUCUUUGUAAAGUGGACCCGACCUGAUCUAGAGCCAGAAUAUGUCUUCCUGUUCAGAGAUGAUCAGCUGGAUCCAGAACUCCAGAAUCCAUCUUAUCAGAACCGGGUGGACCUGCAGGACAGACAGAUGAAGGAUGGAGACGUGUCUUUGGUUCUGGAGAACGUGACGCCAAACGACAGAGGAACAUACGAGUGUCGAGUUUUUCAGAGGGCAGCAAACCGAAGGAAGAGACGCUCCUUGACCUUUGACCCCAUCGCUGUCAUCUUCCUUGAUGUAGCUCCUCCUCCAGAGAACAUGAAGGGACGCACCGAGGAUGGAAGCAGUCAUCAACGUGCUGGACUGAUGGCUGUAGCUGGACUGAUUAUCACAGUAGCUGUUGGAGUAGUUGUCAUUAAUAAGUAUUCCUCAUUUUUAAAGAAGUAGAUUGUAGGGGCUAAGCCGACGCUUAAAGCCACCAGGUUGCUUUCAAACCGGAAUCUUAUGGUUGAUGCACAUUUGCCUUUUCUGGUGAAACACACACCAGUGGCUUUAAGCUUCAGCUUAGCCCCUACAAAGAAUCAAUCAAUCAAUCAAUCAAU